AUGCCUGUUGUAUGUUAUACUGACAAAUGUACUAUAUACUGCUAGGCACUAGAAAACCAGCUGAAGAUCUGUGGCUUUAAGAGCAACGGGGAUGUUAUAGGAUUGUAUCUGGCUAGACAAGGACUAAGAAGUAUCCCAAGUCUCUCACAGUUUAAUAGGUUAAAGUAUUUGUGGCUUAACAACAAUAAGAUACAAGAUUUAACUUUCUUGAUCAAAAACUAUUGCUUGACUGAACUCUACCUCAACAAUAAUGAACUGACAGAUAUAUCAGGUGCUCUGAAACACUUAUGUUCAUUACAGAUUCUGUUUCUUCACAACAACGAGUUAAAGAAACUUGGCAAAACAGUGAAGGAAUUGAAAGGAAUGAUAAGCUUGCACACUCUAAACCUAUUCCAAAACCCUCUGGCAUGUGAUCCAGACUACCGGCUUUAUGUGAUUUACAUCCUUCCUUCAGUUCAGCUCCUUGACAGGAAGUUAGUUACACAAAGAGAAAGGGAAUCAGCAUUUCAUCUUUAUAACCCUGAAAGGUCUCUGCUCGUGCAGUCCAUAGCUUUUGGGAAGAGAGUAAAUACACCCCUGGGGGCUCCACUGGGAUCCAGAAGAUGCAUUCAACCAGCCAGAAGACUGAUAAUGCCCUCAGGUUGUGAAUUUGCAGAUAACACAAAUAAAGUACCAUUUGAGAACCCUGAAGAUGCAAUUUUAGUACGGGCAAUGACAAGAUCUCUAACAGAAUUUUCCUUUGUGGACUGGAACAAGGUAGCCACCUGUCAAGAAAGACGUCUUCAAAAUAAAGCAGAAGCCCUUGAGAAGCUGACAGUCCAAUUUAGAUGAGUCCUUUCUUCCUUAAGGAAAAAACAGUUCCUCUAGGGUGGAGCCCCAUAAGUAGGUUAACACCUCUAUAAACAAGUACAUGACAACAUGCAUCUAAUUAAAUGAAUUUCCAGAAAAAAACCUGUGUAAUAUAGUGAAGAAUUAAGAUAACAAAUGAAAAAUGUCAAUGUUACAAUAAAAGUUGCUUGAAAUGCAAUUCUUAGCAUACUUUUGUUAUCAGAAAUACUAAA
Myiozetetes cayanensis is the source of this 1061-nucleotide messenger RNA. It is a transcript of the gene LRRC72, whose product is annotated as leucine rich repeat containing 72. The record is from RefSeq and is a predicted model, not a curated record. Gene Ontology annotation, molecular function: protein binding. NCBI's taxonomy places the organism in Eukaryota, Metazoa, Chordata, Aves, Passeriformes, Tyrannidae. The transcript is spliced from 9 exons.